This is a messenger RNA of Phragmites australis (common reed), 2139 nucleotides long. RefSeq lists its product as uncharacterized. Bases 173 to 1777 code for a protein of 534 amino acids. Gene Ontology annotation, biological process: glycolipid translocation; dolichol-linked oligosaccharide biosynthetic process. Gene Ontology annotation, cellular component: endoplasmic reticulum membrane. The record is from RefSeq and is a predicted model, not a curated record. The transcript has 14 exons. Lineage: Eukaryota; Viridiplantae; Streptophyta; Magnoliopsida; Poales; Poaceae.
GGACCGGACCGGACCGGACCGCAUCGCAGGCCAAGGUGACUCCGACUACUCGCGCCCCUCCCUCCCAUCGCCGCCCCUGCUCCGGAGUCUGUCGCCGCGCCCGCCGACCUCCUCGCCGCCAGAGGGCCGGGCGGGGCACUGCACUCAGCAACCGCCGACGCUCGCCGGUGAGAUGGAUGCAGCGCUCCUCGCUCGAGCCGGGAAGGCUGCCGCCGCGGCGCCCCCUGCGGUGGCCGCCGGAGCCGCCGUGAUGGGCGUCUUCAAGUACAACUUCGCGGCGCAGCUCCUCUCGAGGGUCGUCCCGUUCCUGUUCAACAUCUGGUUCGUGCGCCAGCUCCGCAACGACCUCGACUGCGCGGCAUACACAUUGCAGCUUCCUCUAUUAAUCAACAGCAUCUUAUUUUUAAGCCGGGAGGGGUUUCGGCGUGCAUGCUUGCGUAAUGAUUCCCAGAGUGGUGAUGCAUUGACUGACGAAGCUAUACUAAAGGUAGCUUGGAUGGUCAUUCCAUUUGGCAUCUUAGUUACUUCUAUUGGCAGCCUAUUUGUGUUGAGGGUAAAGAAACUGAAGUUAUCUGAUUCCUAUGCAAAAGCUACAUUAAUCAUCGGGUUUGCUUGUAUUCUGGAGUUACUGGCGGAACCUUUGUAUAUUCUUUCCCAGAAAAAGAAAUACUAUAAUAUAAGGGUGUAUACUGAACCAGCAGCUGCCCUCUUACGUUGUUUAACAACUUUCAUCCUCAUUAAAGGACAUAUUAAAGUGGAGAAGCUGGUUGUAUUUUCUUUGUCUCAGGUUGUCUAUGGGGCCUGCAUUUUCGUUGGAUAUUGGGCGUAUUUUCUUAUAUUUACUGACACCAAAAUGCUUGAUUUCCUUCCACUAAGGUUAUCAAACCUGAUGGACUACGAUAAACAGUUAUUGCACAUGUGCAUGUUGUUUACAGGCCAGACUUUUAGGAAGUUGAUCCUCCAAGAAGGCGAGAAAUUUGUUCUUGUAUGGUUUGAUACUCCAUACAGCCAGGCUGCCUAUGGUCUUGUAGAUAAAUUAGGCAAUCUCGUUGUCAGGAUAGUUUUCCUGCCGUUUGAGGAGAGUUCUUAUGCUACCUUUGCUCAACUGGCAUCAGGAGAAACCCCCCAAAGUAUAUCCAGUCUCGAAGGCUCUUUGAUUGGUGCUCUAAAGCUUAUUAUGCUAAUAGGAUUGGUGGUCAUUUCAUUUGGUCCAAGUUAUUCAUACACCCUUCUAAAACUACUCUAUGGGGAAAAGCACAGUGAUGGAGAAGCUUCAGUUAUUCUCCGUUACUACUGUUUUUAUAUCAUUAGCUUAGCAAUGAAUGGCACAUCUGAAGCUUUUCUUCAUGCUGUUGCAAAUGAAAACCAGCUUAAGCAGUCUAAUGAUAUGUUGCUUCUCUUCUCGGUGAUUUAUAUCCUUCUAAAUGUUGUUCUGAUUAAAUCUGCUGGAGCUGUUGGGUUAAUUGCUGCUAAUUCUAUCAAUAUGUUACUACGAAUAACAUAUUCUGCAGUAUUUAUCAAAGACUAUUUCAAGGGCUCAUUCUCCUUCUGGCGCUGCGUGCCAUCAGGCUGGGGCAUUUUGCUCAUUUCUGGCCUGACCACAGCUUUCUCUGAGAGGAUGUUUCUGAACAGAAUGAGGUUCAAGCAGACCCUUCCCAUUCACAUGGCCAUAGGUGUUAUGUGCCUGAGCGUCUCGUCACUUGAGAUAUACCGUGGUGAAAAGCAGUUCUUGAUGCGGAUCAUGGAGACGUUGAAGGGCCACGACAAACGUCAAUGAUUUUGUGCUCCUGCUCCCGUAAGACACAUGGCACCUAUAUACAUGUACACUGAAGAGAACUGUAGCAUAGUGGUUGAGUGAGUUGAUGGUGUGUAAGCAGCAGUUAGGUUUCUAGAAAAAAGAGGAAAAUUAAUCAGUGGGGUAGAGAACCAACAUAUCUGUAUCUUUUUUUUUUUGUGUAUCAUGUUUUCCUUGUGUUGGGAAAGAGUUCCCCCUUUUUGAAAGGAGGAUCCAGUAAUUUGCUAGUCUAGGUGCUAGCGCUAGAUAACUGCGCAACGAGUGAUGUAUGGUAGGUUCAUAAACUUGUGUGGGUGUGCCAUCUAGAUCUUAUGAGUCAAUUUUCACACUUUGGUCCACGAAGA